AUGUCUUAAAUUUAAUAUCAAGCCUCUGGAGAUUCUCCCCUUGUGGCGUUUGAAGAAGAUAAUGGUGAACUUAAUUCCUUUUUUGCUAAAAUGAAGAGUGUUGGUUGGAAUCAAGCAUCAUUAAAUAAAGAACAUUAAAAGUUAGCAACCUACAAUGAAAUCAUGAUAUAUUUUGUUAAAGUCUUUGUCUUAUUGGCUUUAAUGCUCACUACUUUUUAUGGGAUGGCUUUUAUUUUAUUAGCUACAAAGGCAUAAAUAAUAAAAAAUGGCGAAAUUGUUCAAUUCAAUUUUAUUCUUUAUAUAAUAAGCUUUGUAAUUACUCUAUUAAUAGGAAGGUGGGCAUAUUUUAGUGAAAGCUCUAGAAAGGUAUAAAUGAUAAAUUGAAUUAGUUUCCAUUAAAUAUUUUUGUUAUCUUUUAUUCACAUCUGGUGCAGCCUAUGUAUUUGGGUAGCCUCUAUCAUGGAUCUUAGAAGAUGGGUACUAUUCAGGCUAAGAUUGGAUAAUACUACUAUAUUUAUUUACUAUGA
Molecule: messenger RNA, 527 nt
Organism: Paramecium octaurelia
Lineage: Eukaryota; Ciliophora; Oligohymenophorea; Peniculida; Parameciidae
Source: the annotation of a GenBank genome assembly